Messenger RNA from Saccharomyces kudriavzevii IFO 1802, 1050 nucleotides. It is a transcript of the gene MSS2, whose product is annotated as Mss2p. Lineage: Eukaryota; Fungi; Ascomycota; Saccharomycetes; Saccharomycetales; Saccharomycetaceae. Gene Ontology annotation, molecular function: protein binding. The record is from RefSeq and is a predicted model, not a curated record. The transcript has a single exon. The coding region runs from base 1 to 1050 and encodes 349 amino acids.
AUGCAAAGAUUUGUAAGCAUGCUCGUUUCCAAACGACGAACACCUACCAAAUUUCAAGAAAUUUUCCCCAAAAAACGUACCAUUAAUAGGAUUUUGUUCCAGUUAGAUACGAGGCUCACAUAUCGUGAAAUGUACCCAAUAUUUGUACAGAUAUCACAAUCAAGUACUGAAGAGAAAAUUCCUUGGAAAAAGAAAUAUCCAUAUAUAAAGAGUUCAGACCUUAUUCAGAUGCGAAAUGUCUUGAUCACUUUAAGAAUGCAAAAUAAAUUCGUUCAUAAAAAUUUGCUGGCUAUGGAGGAUAAGCUAUUGAACUUUGCAGCCGAACUGGGCAACAAUGACGCCAUUUCAAUCCUGAGCUUCAAUGCGAUACAACAACAUGACAAGGGCAACGCCAAAUAUUAUGAUCAAAAUGACGUUGAAACUGCUGAUAGAUUUAUAAAGGAGUUAUAUGCACGCAACCAUCACUUAACAAUCAAAUUGAUAGGAGAUUUUUUCCUCAAAAAUAAGGCUGAGAGUAAGGCUGAGAAAUAUUAUAAAGAAUUUCUGAAACUGGAGAGUAAUACUAAAUUGGCUGGGGAAGUGUAUGGGAAACUUGGGGAAAUUCAAAUAAAACAAGUCAACGGUUUUUUAAGGGCAGAAAAGUCAUGGUUGGAAUGUAUAAGAUUGUUGGAACUUGAGAGAAGUUCACGUUGGUACUUUCUGUUGGCGAAGUUAUACCUCAGCUCAGAGCCGCUGAGAGCAAAACCGCUGCUAGAAAAAUGCGCAUCAAUUGGAUUUAAAGAAUCUUUCAAAACAUUGGGUUUCAUUGAGCUAAAUUAUUUUCAGAAUUAUGAAAGAGCGAAAGAAUGGUUUAAAAUAGGCUUGGAAAUAAUGGAUUUGGAAUGUUUUCUCGGAUUUUUUGAUUGUUGCCUGAAAUUGAAGGAUACUAGCAGUGCCAGAAAUUGCCUGGAAAGUCUAAAGAAAUUGGAGAGUAACAACAACCAAAGAGCAAUAAUUAACACCUUUCUAGAAAGCAGAAAAGAAUCCAUGAAAUUACUUGAAAAAGCAUGA